AGCUGUCAUACCUAAAAUAAAGGGAACGAGAGCCAAGCAAGCGACUUUCCUAAAAUUACGAAUUAUUCAUAAUAAUGGCGAGCUAUAUUGCUAGGAAGGGACCUUUGGUAUUCUCCAACCUGGGCAAGUGGGCCUACAACUUGUCCGGAUUCAACCAAUAUGGUCUGCACCGUGAUGAUUGUCUCUACGAGAACGAAGAUGUUCAGGAAGCAAUCCGCCGCCUUCCACGCAAAUUGUACGAUGAGCGCAACUACCGCAUAAUUCGUGCUUUGCAUUUGUCUAUGACGAAAACCAUUUUACCUAAGGAGCAGUGGACCAAAUACGAAGAGGAUGUUAAGUACUUGGAACCCUAUCUGAAGGAGGUUGAAAAAGAGCGCAUCGAGCGUGAGGAGUGGAACAAGAAUCAUUGAAUUCUUCUUACUGGGCGGAUUUGUAAAUGUUGAAAAUACAUAGCUUAGAUUCAAAUUAAAA
Messenger RNA from Drosophila virilis, 471 nucleotides. It is a transcript of the gene UQCR-14, whose product is annotated as Ubiquinol-cytochrome c reductase 14 kDa subunit. Gene Ontology annotation, biological process: mitochondrial electron transport, ubiquinol to cytochrome c. Lineage: Eukaryota; Metazoa; Arthropoda; Insecta; Diptera; Drosophilidae. The record is from RefSeq and is a predicted model, not a curated record.